Armigeres subalbatus is the source of this 786-nucleotide messenger RNA. RefSeq names its product RAC family serine/threonine-protein kinase homolog. The record is from RefSeq and is a predicted model, not a curated record. Bases 1 to 786 code for a protein of 261 amino acids. Gene Ontology annotation, molecular function: ATP binding; protein kinase activity. The transcript has 7 exons. Gene Ontology annotation, biological process: protein phosphorylation. NCBI's taxonomy places the organism in Eukaryota, Metazoa, Arthropoda, Insecta, Diptera, Culicidae.
AUGGCUCCGUUUGCCAAUGGCGGUGUCAAUUCGGCACCGUUUUCCAAAGGAGACGCCUGGUUGGUGGUUCGUGGUAUUUGCUUGGUGUGGCGUGGUGAGCACGUGGCACUGGUUUGCAUCGUCCAGAAGCGUGAUAACGGGAACCUCUUCGCCAUGAAGUACGUCAGCCGGAGUGCCUGCAUCGGACGGGGAGCAUUGGGAGGGGUCCUCAAAGAGGUCGAACUGCUGGCAUCAUUAGAGCACCCCUUUCUGGUGAAUCUGUGGUUUUCGUUUCAAGAUGAGGAAGACCUGUUCAUGGUUUGCGAUCUGCUGGCUGGAGGUGAUCUGCGAUAUCAUUUAAAUCAUCAGGUGGAGUUUUCGGAAGCCAGCGUUGCCUUACUGGUGUGUGAAAUCGGUUCCGCACUAGAUUAUCUGCAGAAGCAGCGAGUGGUGCACAGGGAUAUCAAGCCGGACAACAUUCUGCUGGAUGAGGAAGACGUCGGAUUGCGGAUCAAUGCCAUUGACGAUAUUGUGUGCACACGAUAUCCUUUGAGCCAGCCUGAUGUCUCCGGAAGCAAGGUGGUCGCCGAGUCCACAACCAUUUCCAUCGCUGAUUCUCCUACCUCUACAUCUAGUGCCAACGCCAUUUCCCGUUUUCGUCGUUGUAUCCGCUGCAGUCUUCACACGGCCAUCAGAUUUGCUGCACAAAAUUUGUCGAAACCGUUGUUGGUAUCCUGCGCAGAUGCGUAUCCUGGUAUCCUGGUAGCUGCGCCGUUUCCAAAAGGCACUCAAGCUCGAGAAAAAUGA